GACUUACUCGACUGCUUUCAGGAGCGAGUGCUGAAGGAGAACAUGGACUGAACAGGCUCGUGUACGGAGAUUUGCGGCAUCAGGACAGAGAUCUUCACACGGACACAGAUUCAGCACAGCAGCAGAGGAUGGCCCAGCUGGACAGUGAUCUGUUCUCCGAGCAGGAGCUGACCUGCUCCAUCUGUCUGGACCUCUUCAGUGAGCCGGUCUCCACUCCGUGUGGACAUAACUUCUGCCAGGGCUGCAUCGGAGGCUACUGGGCAUCCAGCUCUGUCUGCAGCUGUCCUCUGUGUAAACGGGUGUUCGAGGAGCGUCCGGAGCUCAGCAUCAACCGGGUGUUCGCUCACAUCACCCACAAGUAUAAAGAGAUGCAGUACGGCGGGCCUCCUCAGCCCAAGCCCAGGCUGAGAGCGGCUGUGGCCGAGGCCGAGCAGGUUCUGUGUGACGUCUGCAGCGGUAAGAAGAAGCCGGCGGUGCGCUCGUGUCUGACGUGCACAGCGUCGUACUGCGAGCUCCACGUGGUGCCACACCAGCAGACGGCAUUCUACGCCUCGCACCGCUUGCUGGAGCCCCACGAGGCCAUGCGGGGCCGCACCUGCCCCGAGCACGGCCGGCUGCUGGAGGUGUACUGCCGUACGGAUCAGAAGUGCAUCUGUGCCAUCUGUGUGCUGGAGGAGCACCGCACACACACCACCGUCUCGGUGCAGACCGAGCGCGCCAGCAAACAGAGACUCCUGGGAAAAACUGAACUGGACCUUCAGACAUGUAUUGACAAAAGAAAUGGCCAGCUGACCGAGUUGAAGAGCAAACUUCACGCCUUGCAGAGCUACUCUCAGGCCGAGCUGUCCGAGGUGGAGCAGGUCCUGUCUGACCUCACACACUCGGUGGAUCGCAUCCGCGGCGAGCUGGUGGGCGGGAUCGAGGAGAAGAGAGAGGCUGUGAUUGGACGAGGACAGAGCAUGGUCACGCAGCUGGAGACGAAGCUAACGCAGCUGCAGGAGCGCAGGGGCCGCCUGGAGACGCAGGCCGUGUCAGAUGACCACAUCGGCUUCCUUCAGAGUUUCGAGGAAGCCAACAGUCCCCUGCAGGACUUGGAAACGGACAUGCGUGAAGUGGAUGAGCUGACGCUGCGCUUCUCACUUGGGGACGUGAAGGCAGCUCUUGGAGAGAUCCGGGAAAGACUGGAUGACAUCCGCUUUGGAGAAGUGCAUUACCGGCAGUCUGUGUCAUCAUUAGCAGAGAGUGAGAGUAUGAUGAGCGUUCGAUCGAUGAAGAGGAAGGAAUGGUCACUGAAAGAUCUACGGAAAUUAAAAAUAGGCCACAAAAAAGUUAAAACAUAUCUUGAGGAGGUCAGCCUGAAUCCGACCACGGCGUACCCGUUCCUGAUCCUCUCAGACGACCGCAAGCAGCUGAAGCGCGGCGAGAAGCUGCAGUUCUACAGGAACAACUCGCAGCGCUUCGAUGUUUGGUCCUGUGUGCUCGCCAAAGACGGUUACGAGUCCGGAAGACACUACUGGGAGGUGACUGUUGGUGAGAACAAGGACUGGAAGCUGGGAGUGGUGCGAGAGUCGGCCCCGAGGAAGGGUCUGUUCGACAUGACCCCUGCCAUCGGCUACCACGCGCUGUGGUGGAGCGGAAGCCACUUACGUGCUCUGACCGCUCCGCCCCUCUCCAAGGUCAGGCUCUCGGGUCACCUGCGCCGCGUGGGCAUCUACCUGGACUGUGAGGAGGGUCAGCUGGUCUUCUUCAACGCCAAGACAGGCUCUGAGGUGUACUCGUUCACGGUGGCCUUCUCAGAGAAACUCUUCCCGCUCUUCGGCACGGGAGAUAAAGACGUGCCGCUGAUGCUGAUGUCUCCGUUCGUCAGCGUCCCCGAGUGACCCGGGAAGAGCUCCAGACAACAGAAAGAGCGUUAGGGAAUCACAAACUAAGAAACAAGAUUGAAAUGACAAUCUCUUCACAGUGGACCCGCCAGAUGCUGAAAGUAAAUUGUUUAAAAGCUCAAAAUCAUUAAAAGAUCUGAAUGUUUUGAAUGAUGUUAUUUAUUGUAAUAAAAUCAAACUUACUAAUGA
Molecule: messenger RNA, 2072 nt
Organism: Puntigrus tetrazona (Sumatra barb)
Lineage: Eukaryota; Metazoa; Chordata; Actinopteri; Cypriniformes; Cyprinidae
Gene: btr30
Product: E3 ubiquitin-protein ligase TRIM7
Exons: 10
Coding region: 129-1880 (583 amino acids)
Molecular function (GO): zinc ion binding; protein binding
Source: RefSeq, a predicted model, not a curated record